Penicillium brevicompactum is the source of this 1407-nucleotide messenger RNA. RefSeq lists its product as uncharacterized. The record is from RefSeq and is a predicted model, not a curated record. Bases 1 to 1407 code for a protein of 468 amino acids. Gene Ontology annotation, cellular component: peroxisome. NCBI's taxonomy places the organism in Eukaryota, Fungi, Ascomycota, Eurotiomycetes, Eurotiales, Aspergillaceae. Gene Ontology annotation, molecular function: alcohol-forming very long-chain fatty acyl-CoA reductase (NADP+) activity. The transcript is spliced from 2 exons. Gene Ontology annotation, biological process: long-chain fatty-acyl-CoA metabolic process.
AUGUGGAAUUACUACAACGAUAAGACCGUCUUUAUCACAGGAGGCACUGGCUUUCUAGGAACUGCGCUUGCAUACCGCUUGCUCACCCAAACAUCUGUACGCCAUAUAUACCUGCUUUGCAGAGGUGAUCUGCAGAAAGUUCGAUCAAAUUGGACAGAAUCUUUGGAACCGACAAUAGUUGAAAAGCUCCUCAGCCUCAACCGUGUCACAGCCAUGAAUGGAGACAUUCUUUUACCAAAUCUCGGCCUUUCCUCGGAAAAUUUGAGCACCAUCCAAGAGCAGGUCAAUGUGGUUAUUCACUCGGCAUCUUCUAUCAACCUCGCAAAGCCCCUUAGCGGCUUACGGAAUAUUAUCGUUGGCGCUAGUGAGAAGAUAGCAGAGGUCGCUCUUACAUGCACACAUUUGGAUCGCUUCGUCUAUGUUUCAACUGCAUAUGCCAAUUCACAUCUUCCUGCUUCGGGUAGGAGCAUCGACGUUGAAAUCGAAGAGAAAAUUUACGACCCUAACCUCCAUCCCAAUCUUAGCAAAGAGUGGACAGAUGUGCAACAAUUUGGGUCUAGCGAUGCUCUUGUCAAUCAUGAUUUUCCAUGGUCAUACGCCUACGCAAAGAAUUUAACAGAGAGACUACUUCUGGAUCGGUUUACUCAGACUGGUGCCGGUGCCAAGUUGCUCAUUCUUCGUCCGUCAAUCAUCGGACCGGCCCAAGUUUUCCCCUUCCCAGGAUACAACGUGCCUUUGUCCUGCCCUCCCACGAUGCUUGCUGCUGCGCUGGCGCUGAGUCCAAAGCGGACGGCUACUAUCGGAACGAAAGCGUCAGAGAGCUCUCAGCUCACUACAGAUGAGGUUCCGGUUGACGUGGUCGUUGACCGCUUGCUCGCCCAUUUGGCGAUGGGCACUGACGGCUGCGUCCAUGCAGUCAGCGGGAAGCGAGCGCGGAUUCCAUCUUUGGAGUGGUGGCAAUUAGCCUCUGAACAUCGUCGCCUGCCUUGGAAGUGUCGUUUGGAUCUCAGGGACCUGAGUUGGAAGUCGCCAGAGCAACAUCCUAUGGCUCGACUUUUUGUGAUCCUGGGAUCCUCAUUUUGCUUCUUCGAGGAUAAAACAAUCAACCUUAGCCAGGAUCCUAUAGUGGCCGAGUGUGAGGGAUUGCAGUUGUUCACAAAGCUCAAUUUGGGACAAAAGCUGCUGGGCCGAACUGAAGAUAUUCGGUUUGCGAUGACACAUUUUGCAAAAAGAAAUCUUGGCGCUAGAGUGAUGAUCAAACUCUUCUAUCAAGAUGGUGAUGGUUAUGCUUGCCUAUAUCACAUGAUUUCACUCAUCAUCAUUAUGCUUGUUUGCUUCUUGAUAUUUAUGCUUGCUCCUGCAGCUUCCAAGGCUCUUCUUGCUUCUUCUUUCCUUUCUUAUAAUUAA